UCUGACGACGACUUAGACUAGACGCUCUCUUCUGGUAAUUGGGCAUGGAUAUACUACUGGUGAUUCUUCUGCACUUUAGUCUUCUACUGCAGUUCAGCUCAGGAGAAGAAGUGUUAUGUAAAGAGAAUGAAGAGUACAAUGAGUGUGGCUCUGGAUGUCCAUUAACCUGCUCUAAUUACUUAGAACCUAUAUUUUGUACAAAGCUCUGCAUAAAAGGUUGUUUCUGUAAACCUGGAUAUAUCAAGGGACCUGGUGGAAAGUGCAUAUUGCCUGAGGAGUGCCCAGUAGGUCCCUGUCGCGAAAAUGAGAGGCCUACGCAGUGCGUAAUACCUUGCAAUACCUGCGCUCAACGAGGCAAAUGCUACAACGGAUACUGCAAUAAGGGAUGUGAUUGUAAACUAGGCUUCUAUAGAAACUAUACAGGACACUGCAUACCAGGCAGUCAGUGUGAUCUUCAAGAUCCCUUACCCUGUCCCAGAAAUGAACAUUUUGUGCCUUGCGUGAGUCUAUGCAACGACUGCUACUACCGUGGUAACUGUGAAGAAAUAUUUUGCGAACCUGGCUGCGACUGCAAACCUGGGUAUUUUCGAAACGAAAAUGAUGAAUGCGUGCCUGAGAAUAGAUGUUUUUCUGAUGAUGUCAUUUGUGGUGAUAAUGAAGAAUAUACAGAUUGUGUAAUUCCUUGCAAUGAUUGUAUAAAAAGGGGUAAUUGUCCAUAUUCGUGUGUUCCCGGUUGCGAUUGCAAAAUCGGUUACUACAAAAAUUCGACAGGAAUCUGCAUACCUGCAUACCAGUGCCCGUUAGUUCCAAGUAAGCAACGCUGCCCGGUAAAUGAAGAAUACUACAGAUGUAUGCCCACUUGUAGAAAUACCUGUGAUACCUAUCAUGCGCCUGUUGUCCGAUGCACAGCGACUUGUCGGUCUGGUUGUUCCUGUAAGCCAGGGCUUGUAAGAAGGAAUGAUGGGGUGUGUGUUUCACCAGCAGAAUGUCCUAAAGUAUGCAAAGAAGAUGAAGAAUACAAAGAGUGUGGAACAGCUUGCCCUUUCAACUGUACCAACUUUGACAAGAAGUUUCUGUGUACACAACAAUGCAUUAAGGGUUGUUUCUGCAAACCUGGCUAUAUACGAGGCCCAGAGGGCACUUGUAUUAUUCCCAGCAACUGUCCUACUGUAUGUCAAGCAAAUGAGGAAUACCAAGCAUGCGGUACUGCAUGUCCUUUCACUUGUGCCAAUUUCAAAAAACCAUUCGUAUGCACUCAACAAUGUAUUAAAGGUUGUUUCUGCAAGAGUGGUUUUAUCAGAGGUCCUAGUGGAAAAUGUAUAGAUCCUGCCUACUGCCCUAAAGAGUGCAAAGAAAAUGAAGAAUAUACUGAAUGUGGUUCUGCGUGUCCUCCCACUUGCUCGAAUCAAACUACUACUUGUUCUCAACAAUGUAUCAAAGGUUGCUUUUGUAAACCUGGCUACGUCAGAAAUCCUGAUGGACAGUGCAUAUUGCCCAGAUUUUGUCCUGUGGAAUGCAAAGCCAAUGAAGAUUAUAGACAGUGUGGUUCUACAUGUCCCCCUACCUGUGAUACAUACCGUAAUCCUAUUGCUUGUAUCGAGAAGUGUGUUCAAGGCUGUUUCUGUAAAGCUGGCUUUGUAAGAGAUCCACAUGGAAAUUGUGUAUUGCCGAGCAACUGCCCUAUAGUGUGCAAUGAAAAUGAAGAAUACCAUGAGUGUGGUAGUGCCUGCCCACGAACAUGCAACAACACUUUGGAGCUAACUAAAUGUCAAGAGCGCUGCGUGAAGGGCUGUUUCUGCAAACCUAGUUAUGUCAGAGGACCACAAGGAAGCUGUAUAUUGCCUAGCUCCUGUCCAAUGAUUUGCAAAGAAAAUGAAGAAUACCGUGAGUGUGGGUCGGCUUGUCCUCCUACUUGCAGCAAUCCUGGACCUGUUUCCUGCGCCGAAAGAUGUAUUAAAGGCUGCUUCUGCAAGACUGGCUUCGUGAGAGAUCCACACGGGAAAUGCGUACUCCCCACUAGCUGCCCAACAGUUUGCAGGAAAAAUGAAAUAUUCAAAGACUGCGCUCCUGCGUGUCCUACGACAUGUGACAAUUUUCGCAGAAGUCUCGUCUGUAAACUGCCCUGCGUGAGGGGAUGUACCUGCAAGUACGGUUAUGUGCAAGGGCCAGACAGAAUGUGCAUACUUCCCACCUCUUGUCCUCAAACUGUAAAUCAAAUUCAAGGACGAUCGGGAGGAUCCUUAGACGAUGAGGAGACUACUGUAACUUCAGAUAAGAAAACCACCAUUGCGCAACCGUCAGCAUCUGAUACCACUACACCUGGUAGUCCUACAGAAAAUACUACUGCAAGCAGCCAGCUUGCAGAAAAUACUACUGCAAGUAGCAAGCAUGCUGAAACUACAUUGGGUACAACUACUAAACCAAAUGAAAAUGUAUUGAAUCCUACAACAGUCAAAAAAGAAAAACAGGAUUCAACUACAGCUAAUGUAUCAACAACAAUAACUCCUAGUACCACCUUACAACCAUCUAAAAAUGAAAAACACACAACUAUCAUUCAGCAAGUUGCAAAAGAAAAACAAGAUCCUACCACACCAAAACAAACAACUUUUAUAGCAUCAACACAGACAGAACCAGUCACAACACAAAAGGCAACGAAGCUUGACUCUCCUGCCACGACGCCUUCAAAGGCAAACAAUGACACUAAAAACUGUCAAAAGACAUCGGCCAGCAUGGCUGAUACAACUGCUAUUUCAACAAUAAGUACAAUCACACAACAAAGCAGUUUAAAAAAUUCUACAAAGUUAUGAUGCAAAAUAAGAACUAUUCAACCGCUUCAGGCGUAAUAUACUCCAUUUAUGGAAGUUAAAUUAAAAAUAAUUAAUUCAUUUAGGAGGAAAAAGGCAAGGUAUUGUAUUUUUUAACGAUUUUAAAAGCAUUUUUGAUAGCAGUAAUAAGCAUUUUUCAAAAAAAGCGAAACAAAUUCUAGAUUUAUUAAAAUAUAGUAAUGGACUUAUCUACAAAAAUGUUAAAUAUUGUAACUGUAGACGAGCGGAGCUUGGAAUAUACUAUUUAAAUUAAGAAACUUAUGCUUGAAUUGGUUGAGUAGAAAAUUUGGUACUAAAAUAUGAGAUAAUUUUAUUAAUUGCAAAGCAGCUUCGUCUUAUUUUCGUUUUUAUAUAAUCAAAAUAGUAUGCAAAAUUAGUCAUUGCAGUACGAAUUCGAAUAAAACGUAUCCAAAGGCUUUGGGUGUUUACUUUUUCAGUCUUUGCAUGUCAAGCUUCAUAUAAAUUAUAAUAUUGAUCUCUAAAACAGACUACUCCCCAGAACAAAAUUACUUUAUCCAAUUGUAACAAUAGAAAAAUUUUGUAAAAUUGUGUGUAAUUUUAGUUUUGGGUUCUUUAGAGUUGCAAAAUUACUAACGAUUUACAAAAAGGAUAAAUUUGCCAUUUUUAUGAGGAAAUGAAUUUUAAUUUAUGACCUAAAAUAUUAUACACUUCAAAUUGGAAUUGAGUGGAUUCGAUUUGGUUGAAUUAAACUUGAUUUAUUUUUGAAGACAUUUACCAAAAUGUUUUAAAAUACAAAAUGUAAAAAUUUAAUGUUAGAUGUUUAUUAUCAGGCUUUUCUUGCAAUUUGAAAUAUGUGUGAUUUUCAAAUAAAAAUUUAAUAUUUAUACUAUUAUAGUAAGUUUCCUUAUUGUUCUACUUUAGUGGCAUGAUUUGUUUAUUAAUUUGUUUCUGUCUGCUUUAAAUGCACAAUUCAUGUGUUAUUUAUUUUCAUCACUGUAUUAAUCGGUUUGCUAUGAUAUCAAGAAAGUGUAGAAGAAGAAACCGUGU
Messenger RNA from Stegodyphus dumicola, 3833 nucleotides. RefSeq names its product zonadhesin-like. The record is from RefSeq and is a predicted model, not a curated record. NCBI's taxonomy places the organism in Eukaryota, Metazoa, Arthropoda, Arachnida, Araneae, Eresidae.